This is a messenger RNA of Penicillium malachiteum, 735 nucleotides long. RefSeq names its product NAD(P)-dependent oxidoreductase. Lineage: Eukaryota; Fungi; Ascomycota; Eurotiomycetes; Eurotiales; Aspergillaceae. The transcript has a single exon. The coding region runs from base 1 to 735 and encodes 244 amino acids. The record is from RefSeq and is a predicted model, not a curated record.
AUGAGCGCUAGUCCCAACAUCAAGACUGUGGCUUUCUUUGGUGGCACUGUUGGUUGCGGUCUUUCCGCGCUCAGGCACACCCUUGCCGCUGGUCACAAAUGUAUCGCUCUAUGCCGCAACCCAGCAAAGCUCGAGGCCCUCAUCUCUGUUGAAUCAACACCCAAUCUCAAAAUCAUCCAAGGCAACGCCCAUGACAUCGAUGCAGUCACCAAAUGCAUCCAGACCGACGAUAACAAACUGGUCGAUAUGAUCGUUUCAACUAUCGGUAGUCGACCUAAGGGCGGCCUAGCUCCUGAGGAUCCACAAUGCUGCAGAAAAGCCGCCACAGUUAUGGUCGAAGCUAUCACGAACCUGCGAAAUGCUGGCGCCACUGGGAUCCCGCACAUUGUUGCAUUCAGCACGACGGGACUGUCGAAGUUCGGUCGCGAUUAUCCCUUGCUGCUGUUCCCGAUCUAUGGGUGGCUUCUUAAAGCUGCACAUGAGGAUAAGGAGAUUAUGGAGAAUCGGUUUAUCGAAAGUGGUCAGCCGUUCACCAUUGUUCGUGCCAGUCUGUUGAAUGAUGGCGCUACUGAGAAGAAGGUUCGUGUUGGAAUUGAAGAUCCCAAGACUGGGCGAGAAUCGUUGAAUAUUGGGUACUUUAUUUCAAGGGAAGAUGCCGGAAAAUGGACUGCUGAAAAUUUGGUCUUCAAGGAGGACCCGAAGUAUUUGAACAAGAUUGCAAUGAUUACUACCUGA